Molecule: messenger RNA, 1263 nt
Organism: Centruroides sculpturatus (bark scorpion)
Lineage: Eukaryota; Metazoa; Arthropoda; Arachnida; Scorpiones; Buthidae
Exons: 5
Coding region: 273-1085 (270 amino acids)
Biological process (GO): protein palmitoylation
Cellular component (GO): endoplasmic reticulum
Molecular function (GO): nucleic acid binding; palmitoyltransferase activity
Source: RefSeq, a predicted model, not a curated record
CUUUUACAGUAAUCUAGAAUAUUAGAUAGAACAUUUAAUAAUUUGCAUUAUUUUUAUUUUUAUUUCAAAAUAUAGUUUCAGCAACUCCAAAAUUUAUAUAUUAUUAUUGACAAUGGGACUAUAAAUAUGUAUAAAAUUUUAUUUUGUAGAUUACAGCUUCUCGUAUUAAAUGGACACAGGAAAGAAUACAUUCACUGAUAAUCCAGUUAUUGCGGUAUGCUUUAUCAUACUGGAUUGUUGAAUUUCUUCUACAUUAUCUGUAUUGUUCUGCAAUGCAAUUUUAUCCUAGUCUUUUGCAUAAACUGGAUAGUUGGACACUCUGUGGAUUAGGUUAUAGUCUACCUGUGCUAUUCUAUUUAAAAUAUUUUGUAAUAUAUGGCAUAGCAGGAUUAUUUGCUCAAGUUGAACAAUUUACUUUUCCACCACCACCUAAAUGCAUAAGUAGAAUUCAUUUAUCUUCUUAUCAGUGGAGUGUAGUAUUAAAGAAAGAAAUUAUUGCAAAAUAUGAGAAUGGCAUUCGUGUUUCUAACAUCACUAAAAAAUAUAAUGUGGCUGCCAAAGUGGCUAAAGGAGUGAAUGUGAUAUCGAAACAAAGAUCUAAAGUUUUAGAUGAAGUUGAAAAACUGUUGCUAAUAUGGAUCAAUGAAAAGCAACUUGCUGUAGACAGUGAAAUGGAUCUUUCUCUUAGAUGUCUUCUCUUAAUGGAUAACGUUCCAUCACAUCCACCAAAUUUGGAGGACGACUUGGAUAGUGAACAUGACUUCAUCAAGAUCAAAUUCCUUCCACCUAACACAACUCCAUUACUUCAACCAAUGGAUCAGCAAGUGAUUUCCAAUUUUAAAAAGCUAUAUAUUUAUUACCCUGUUGUUGGAUAUGGUAAAAGAAAAAGUAUUUUUAAAGUCUUUGGUUGUUUCCUUUGUUUUGCAUUUGUUUGUAUCUGGCAUGGCAUGGGAAAAUCAAUUUGUGUUUGGAGUUUGUUAAGUUUCCUGGGUGUUGUUGUAGAAAAGUUUUCCUCUGAAAUUAAUUCAAAGACAUUUCGUAAGGUAAAAAUUUUAUUAUUUAUAUUAAUAUAUACAUAUAUAUAAAUGAUGAUCAUAAUUAGCAGCAUAUAACAAUAGAAAAUAAUUUCUUAAUAGCAUGCAAUAAAAAAGUUCUAAUAAUGCUGCUUUAAAUUAUAAUAAUAAUAAAACAACACAUCACAAUAGACCUGAUGCCAUUCUCAUUGAGAAAUGCAGAAAGAUUGCUUAUAAUAGUAGACAUCUC